Messenger RNA from Pomacea canaliculata, 4628 nucleotides. RefSeq names its product protein kinase C-binding protein NELL2-like. The transcript is spliced from 8 exons. The record is from RefSeq and is a predicted model, not a curated record. NCBI's taxonomy places the organism in Eukaryota, Metazoa, Mollusca, Gastropoda, Architaenioglossa, Ampullariidae. Gene Ontology annotation, molecular function: protein binding; calcium ion binding. Bases 38 to 1024 code for a protein of 328 amino acids.
GACGAGUGUUUGGAAGGGAUCCACAACUGCCACACCGAUGCGGAGUGCAUCAACGCCCAAGGCUCUUACGAGUGCAGGUGUAAGAAUGGUUACCAAGGCGACGGUUUCACCUGCAAACCCCAUUGUCACGGCGAGUGCCUCAAUGGAGGAAAGUGCAUUGAGCCCAAUGUGUGUCAGUGUCGUCAUGGAUACAUCGGACCUAACUGCGAACUUGAUAUCGACGAGUGCGCUCUGGGCGUGUCCACGUGUCGCGGCCACUGUGUGCAUCAACGAGCCUGGCUGGUACCACUGCGACUGUGUGCAGGGCUUCCACUCCAUCUGGCCCGACAACCACUACGGCAGCCUGUGUCUGGACUUGAACGAGUGCGUGGGCGAAGGUGAAGGUCACACGUGCCAUCCCAGCACGCAAUGCGUCAAUGAAGAGGGAAGCUACUCGUGUCGCUGCUUGAAACAGGAUAACUGCUUGCACAGCUGUAUAUUCCAGGGAGCAGAUCACAAAAAUGGCAGCAGAUGGCACUCUACAGUUGACAAGUGUAUGACUUGUACAUGCCAGAGCGGCGUGGCCACCUGCCACAAGAUGACGUGCGACUGCGAGUCCCCGGAUGUUGACCUCGACUGCUGCCCACGCUGUGACGUGUCGGCCAGCUGUCACCACCAAGAGUUUUCUCUGGUACUCCAGCAUGGAGAGACCUGGACCUACCGGUGCCAGAUCUGCGAAUGUCUGCAUGGUGAGACGGACUGCUGGCCCAUGGACUGCCCUCAGCUGACCUGUCAGAACGCCGUGCAGGAGCCUGGGGACUGCUGCCCCCGCUGCGUCGACACCAACCCCUGCGCCAACCCGCUGCUGCUGCAGGCCGGGGGCCGCGAUAGCUCCACGAGCACCUGUGUGUACAUGGGCACGACCUACGGCCAUGGAGACACAUGGGUCUUGGAGACCGACCCCUGCACCAGCUGCGAGUGCAAGGCCGGCCAUAUUUGCUGCUCUUACAGCCAGACAUGCGCAGCAAGCCGGAAGUUGCAGUGAUAGUGUGUGACUGCAUGUUUAUGGAACUGGAAUUUCAGCCUGGUUUUUUGGAAAAAAAAUGUUGGAUUCCUUUUAAACGCUGGCCUCUUUUUUCCCCAGACAUGUUAGCACAGAACUUUAUCGGCUUGCCUAUUUAUCGUGCAGAAUUUUAUUUUGCCGCAGACGACGCACGUCUCUAUAAAUAGAUAUGCCCAGGCUAUUUUUGGCCAUUUCGCUCGACCAACGCAAGUGUUAGCUGUGCUUACGUAGACUUCCGGUGUGGUGAGAGCAGCCUCCAGCUAACUAGCUUCACAAGUGUUCGAUGGAUGUCGCGGCAAGGUGUUCUCUGGUCACUGGCUUAUUUGUUGUUCUGGUGUGUGUACAUUAGCAAAGAUCAGUGGACUUGCGGUGGAGUCCGAUCAGAUGGGAUACAACAACCGUCUGGUCUGAUGAGCACCAGGAGGACAGCAGACAUUUUCUUAACGAAUGAUUGUAACUGUUUCAUUGACAUGUUUAAACCUAAAUGGCUGCUACAUAGUCAAAAUAUAUGCCUGCAGUCUGAGUAAUAUAUGUGCGAUUGUGACGCAUUAUUUGUGAAAUAUUCCUAAGCUGUUUUGUGAAAAUGCGAAGGAAUAAAGAGGUGUAGGUAGGUGAAUGGGACUCUAGUAUCCAGCCAAUCGAAUAACCCCAUUCCCAAACCUUUUCCUCCCAAGCGGUGUGGAUAUCACCUGUCUAUGGGGAUCGCAAGAACACCUUUUUUGUCAGGCAAGACCAGCAGGAGUAAAUAGGUGUUGAUCGUUGGGGUGGGCAGGAUGACAUCCUCAUGACCUCCCCAGACAUUACGGGAGGUUCUCUACUCUUCCUGGCCAGUUCAAUCUGCAUGGAGUUCCAGAACACGUGGGGCAGACUGCAUAUUUUUCGCUUUGUGCUGUUUAUUUGUUACAGUUAAUCUGAUGCCCAAACAAGUGGAAGUACUCCCGAUAAAUCACUGUAGCUGUAAUUUCUAAGAUCUGUGAUCUCUCUUUUUUUUUUCUUUCCUUCUUUAUUUCUUCUCCAUCUCUCUUUCCUGUCUUCUUUCUUCUCUCUUUAUGUUUCUUGAGAUGUCAUCUGAGUUAAUAAGUUUUGUUGCUUUUUUAAUCCUGAUUUUAUUUUUGUUUUUUAUGUUUUGGUUUGUUUCUGGCUUGAACAUGUCUGAAACAUUUCCCCUCCCCGGUGACUCUUAAGGUCAGUUUGUAGAAAGUCUGCGGUCUUUCGGGAUGUUGGUUUGGUUCGGAGUUCCAACGUUCCUUAUAAGAUGCUUGUAAAGACUUCUGUGAAUACCUUCGUUGAACUUUACCUCCAAACUGACAAAUAUGUGGAAUUUCCUCUAGUUUCUCUCCCCCGACAUUUAGCAAUCCUCCACCUCACCCCCUACCUCCCACACCCUCUAAAUACCUGUUUCUGUUGUUCCCGAUGUGAUGAGCUAUUGUGAUGCAACUAUCGUCGUCUGCUGCUGUGGACAUUGCAAAGACUCGCUCGUGCCGUCUGGCUCACACGUUCUGGAGCCUCGAGUGUGUCCAGGAACAUCUUUAGAUAGAAAUAGUUGUAAGAAUUUGUGCUUGAACUUUAUCAGUCAUGCUUGCAUGUGUUAACCUCCAAAGAAGGCUGGCGCUUGUCUUGCUCACAGCAUUUAUGUGAUUUGUUUGGGGUUUGGUUUUAUUUUAUUUUUUUUUUUUUGCACGUUCAUGUGCGAACAUGUGUGUGUGUGUGUGGAUUAUUUUUUUGUGUGAAUUCUUUUACUAUCAUGGAUGGGUGACAUCUGUGUGACGAUUAUCCUACUGCCUUGUUGAUGCAGCUGUGAUUUCUUAAUAUUUGCCUGAUUUAUUUUUAUCCUUCCCCCUACAAUAGAACUUUAAAGAGCUUGUCAAGUCAAAGAAAUAACUCCAAACUUGUAUUUUCUCUCUGUCUCUGCCAUUGAGUUUGCACGUUCUUCUUGCACUCUUUGAUUUGGAUGAAGGCGCUAAGCGACUCCUUCCUCCGUCGCCUGCUUUGUUUGCCCGCCCCUCACCUUAUUCAUGACGUCAGCAGUCAAAGCGCCAUCUGGCAGUCAUGGCAGGAACGCAACUCCUCUAUUCUCUCCUCGUUCGAUGCUCGUUACAAAACUAUAUUGGCAGGAAGGUCAACGGCAUUAACAGGACAAGACAUGAUUGGUAGGGUGUCACGUGAUUUGUCAUGUCUGUGCAUUACUGUGCAUUUACAAAUCAUGAAACGUACGAACAAUUAUCUGCGAAGCGUAUAAAUUCGUAAUCAUGGCGAGGACUGUGGGGUUUCUUUUUUUUUUUUUUUUUUUUUUCUUUUAUUGGUCUAUGAGGUUGUUUAUAUCAAUACUACUAUUUAUUGCACGAUAUGCAUUGUGGCAUUUAUAUGUUUGCCUGCAGUGUUUCUCUUGGAAAUAACAAAGUUGUUGUUGAAACUGGUUGUGAAAGUUCAUGUUAGAAGUGUACAAACAGCAGGACGAUUUUGGUGAUAUGCUACAACAUCCCCGACCCACCCUAAUCCCCUUUCGCUGUUCUGAAGGCCUUUGGAUGCUGUGUGUAGUUUGAUUAUACAUCAGGAUGAGCCAAGUGAACCCCACUUUCUCUGUAAGGUUCUAGAAUUCUUUCUGUCUUCUCCCUGUUUGAAGAUGUGGUUUUUUUUUCCCGUUGAUGUUGUGCAAUAUGCAAAGUUUGGAGAGUCAUUACACGAAGAAGAGAGUAGCUGGAAUGUUCUGUUUGUAAUCCAGCUGCGCCUUGGUAAGAAGGGUUUGAUAUUCAAGACACCCCUUUACUGGUAUCAAAUGUCAUCUAGAAAUAUCGGUAACUAGUGAAAUGUGAAACGUGUGUUCUUCAUGUGUUUCACCUGUGAUUUUGUUACUUUGUCGGUUCUCGCCGUGAUUUUGUUACAGCGUGUGUCCUAAGUCCUCCGUGCUUUCCCCGCUUUCCUUCAAUGCUAAAUAAGUUUGAUUUAUUUCAGUGAAAUUCUUUGCUUUGCUUCUAUUUGAUUUAGUUUGUUGGGGGUUUUGGUUUGUUUAUUUGUUUAUUUUUGCGUUGUCAAAACUGAUCUGAUUACUUUCACCUUAUGGCCAUUUUUUAUAGAUAUCUUCACCGAGAAAUGGGCAAUUGUUUUGAUUAAUUUUUUUUAUAAUUUAAGCUUUAUAAUUUUUCUUAAUAAUUUAGGGGUUUGGAAAAUAACUGCUAACUAGAUAGUUUGUAUCUAUUUAAUUAUGGUACAUACUUGGCUCCAAACAAAACAAGUUCAUUUCGAUUAUCUGUUCAGAGCUGGACGUACCGAUGGUCAAGAUUAAUUUGUGAGGAGCACUUUAUGAUAAUAUAAUUUACAGUUUUAUUUGUAGCAUUCAAAAGGUGUGUCGGUGCUGUAGGCAUCAUUUUGCUGUUAAUUUAAUGCUUCUUUAUUCGAUUUUUUCAGUUUACUAACGUUUAUCAAUUCAAUUUGUAGAUUAGUAAAUUCGAUUGUUUUCACCUGUUUGUGUUUGUGAAUUGGGUGGCACAUAUAUUUUACAUUGAUGCCAGUGCAGUUGCUUUAUUGUAGCUUGUAUGGUUUUUUAAAGAUUCAGGACCAAGAACAGGUUACCAGCAGCCACUUUUUU